GCCUUUGGCUGUGUUCUUUCCGAGGAGGAAUGUCUGGGUCAGCAGGAAGACAGCGGCUGCUGCUGUGGGUUCCAGGGGAAAGAGUCAGUCCCCACCCCAUCCCUGACGGUGCCCGCUGCCCCCCAUAGAGUGGUGAUGGCUCCAUUUGCUGCAGAGGACACAGCCACUAGGCAUCCUUUCUCUGUGAUGGCGGCUGGCACCCUGGUUAUGGAGGACUGCAACGUGCACUCGGCGGCCAGCAUUCUGGCCUCGGUGAAGGAGCAGGAGGCCCGUUUCGAGCGGCUGACGCGGGCACUAGAGCAAGAGCGGCGCCACGUUGCCCUGCAGCUGGAGCGUGCCCAGCAGCCUGGCAUGAGCAGUGGUGGUAUGGUGGGCAGUGGGCAGGCCCUGCCAAUGGCCUGGCAACAGCUGGUUCUGCAGGAGCAGAGCCCGGGUAGCCAGGCAUCGCUGGCCACGAUGCCGGAGGCACCCGAGGUGCUGGAGGAGACGGUGACAGUGGAGGAAGACCCCGGCACGCCCACCUCCCACGUGUCCAUUGUCACAUCAGAAGAUGGUACGACCCGGCGCACUGAGACUAAGGUCACCAAGACAGUGAAGACUGUGACCACAAGGACAGUACGCCAGGUGCCUUUGGGCCCGGACGGACUCCCCUUGCUGGACGGUGGCCCCCCACUCGGCUCUUUUGCUGAUGGGCCCCUGGACCGGCAUUUCCUUCUGCGUGGUGGUGGCCCAGCAGCCACGCUCUCCCGAGCCUACCUCAGCAGUGGAGGUGGCUUUCCCGAUGGCCCCGAGCCCCGCGAUAUCCCAAGCUAUGGCAGCCUGUCCCGAGGGCUUGGGGUACGGCCCCCACGUACCGGCCUCCUGGGCCCGGGGCCUGGGGAUGGCUGCUUUACACUGCCUGGCCGCCGAGAAGCCUUCCCCAUGGGCUCUGAGCCUGGCCCGCCAAGUGGCCGCUCCCUGCCCGAGCACUUCCAAGCUGAGCCGUACGGCCUUGAGGAUGAUACGGACCUGGAGCCUGACUAUGGCACAGCAGCGCGGAGGAGACAUGAGUAUGGGCGGGGUCUCCGGGCCAGGGCCUUUGAGGACACGGCAGACGAUGCGGGUGAGCUGGUAGAUGAGCGGCCUUCGUUCCCAGCAGCAACGGCCCCUCUGGCCCAGCCUGAGAGGGGCAGCCUGGGCAGCUUGGACCGCGUGGUGCGGCGCUCGCCUUCGGUGGACAGCGCCCGCAAGGAGCCACGCUGGCGGGACCCUGAGCUGCCCGAGGUGCUGGCAAUGCUGCGGCACCCUGUGGACCCCGUGAAAGCCAACGCGGCGGCCUACCUGCAGCACCUCUGCUUCGAGAACGAGGGCAUCAAGCGGCGAGUGCGGCAGCUGCGCGGGCUGCCCCUGCUCGUGGCGUUAUUAGACCACCCUCGGGCCGAGGUGCGGCGCCGGGCCUGCGGGGCACUGCGCAACCUCUCCUAUGGCCGCGAUGCUGACAACAAGGCCGCCAUCCGGGACUGUGGGGGUGUGCCGGCCCUGGUGCGCCUGCUGCGAGCCGCCCGUGACAAUGAGGUCCGUGAGCUGGUCACUGGCACCCUCUGGAACCUGUCAUCCUACGAGCCCCUGAAGAUGGUCAUCAUUGACCACGGCUUACAGACGCUGACCCAUGAGGUCAUCGUGCCCCACUCAGGCUGGGAGCGGGAGCCUAACGAAGACUCGAAGCCCCGGGAUGCCGAGUGGACAACCGUCUUCAAGAACACAUCAGGCUGCCUGAGGAAUGUGAGCUCGGAUGGUGCAGAGGCCCGGCGGCGACUCCGGGAGUGCGAAGGGCUGGUGGACGCGCUCCUACAUGCCCUGCAGUCAGCUGUGGGCAGGAAGGACACAGACAAUAAGUCAGUAGAGAACUGCGUGUGCAUCAUGCGGAACCUGUCCUACCACGUGCACAAGGAGGUUCCAGGGGCAGACAGAUACCAGGAGGCCGAGCCUGGGAUCCAGGGCAGUGCCACAGCCUCCCAGCGUCGGAGAAAGGACGAUGCCAGCUGCUUUGGUGGCAAGAAGGCCAAAGAGGAGUGGUUCCACCAAGGGAAGAAGGACGGAGAGAUGGACCGGAACUUUGACACACUGGACCUUCCCAAACGAACUGAGGCUGCCAAAGGCUUUGAGCUGCUGUACCAGCCCGAGGUGGUACGUCUCUACCUCUCACUCCUUACGGAGAGCCGGAACUUCAACACCCUGGAAGCCGCAGCUGGUGCCCUGCAAAACCUCAGUGCCGGCAACUGGACGUGGGCCACCUACAUCCGGGCCACGGUACGCAAGGAGCGUGGGCUGCCGGUGCUGGUGGAGCUGCUCCAGUCUGAGACCGACAAGGUGGUGCGUGCCGUCGCCAUCGCGCUUCGCAACCUCUCACUGGACCAGCGCAACAAAGACCUCAUUGGGAGCUAUGCCAUGACGGAGCUAGUGCGGAAUGUCCGCAAUGCACAGGCACCUGCGCACCCUGGUGCCCACCUGGAGGAGGACACGGUGGUAGCCGUGCUCAACACCAUCCACGAGAUUGUGUCCGACAGCCUGGACAAUGCUCGCUCGCUCCUGCAGGCCCGGGGUGUGCCUGCACUGGUGGCACUGGUGGCCUCCAGCCAAUCCGUGCGGGAGGCCAAGGCGGCGUCGCACGUGCUGCAGACUGUGUGGAGCUACAAGGAGCUUCGUGGAGCCCUGCAGAGGGACGGCUGGACCAAGGCCCGCUUCCAGUCCGCUAGCACCGCCAAAGGACCCAAAGGAGCGCCCAGUCCCGGGGGCUUCGAUGACAGCACACUGCCACUCGUCGACAAGAACCUUGAUGGGGAGAAGUCGGCCACCAGAGAUGUGAUCCCCAUGGACACACUUGGUCCAGAUGGGUACGCCACAGUUGACCGGAGGGAACGGAGGACACUGGGCAGUGACUCCACAGGGGACACCUCUGAGAAGGAGCUGUUGAAACCCGACCCUGGCAGGAAGGCCCCUCCGCCUGGGCCCAGCAGGCCCUCAGUCAGGCUGGUGGACGCCGUGGGGGAUGCUAAGCCUCAGCCUGUUGACUCCUGGGUCUAGCUUGCAUGCCUGGGCCCUGGCCCAGCUGUUGGUUCUUAGGGAUCACAUCACCAUAGCUGGAAGGCUGUCCUGAGCAGACCCAGGCCUGGAGCCGGGGCCCCACCCUUAUGUGGGGGGUUGGCCAGGCCUCUUGUCCCAAGCCAGGGCCUGACUUUAUGGAUCUCCCUCUGACUUACCCUCCCCUCUCCUCCACUCUCCUGAUCUAACUCUCCAGGCCUGAGUUAGCUGUUUACUGACAAGGUGCUGUGUAGUGGGAGAGAAGGGGUGGGGUGUCCCCAUGCAGUGCCACAGAGGAGCAAAUACGAGCCUGGAGUGGAGGUCCUGGGGCAGGCAAUAGGACAGGUGGGGACCUUGGGAAAGAACGUGGGCUCCCAAGGGUGGCUGGAAUGCUACCCCGCAUGCAGGCUGACCACAGCGAGGGCUGCUCCAAGAGUCCAGGCAGGGAAGUUUAGGAGGCAGAUAGUUGGGGUCAGGCUGUGCUUGCCCCAGCCCCCGUCAUGGGUUCCUGGGACACCCUCCCUCUGCAGUGUACUCUUCCCGAGCUGCCUGUGCUGGGGCCGCCCCAGCUGCUCCUGCAUCUGCCUAGAACCUCAAGUAACCUCGGGCCUGACUGCCAGCAGCAGCGGGGGACCUGCUCCUCAGUGCCUGCUGUUUGUGACUUAGAGAUGAAGAAGACUGACAACAAGCAUUCAAAGUGAAACCAAAAUAAGACUGUAUCAGCAAACACUGACAUUUUUGUAAGAAAAUUUAAAGAUUAAAAGAGCAGCAAAGGAACUGCCUGCCUGUCUUCUGAGUCAGCUCACCAGAGCAGUGCCUGCCCGCCUGCCCAGCUACAGAGGAAGAGGGUUAACAGCCACUGCUGCCACCUGGUGGACAUUUCCUCAAGUGCCCUGGCAGGGGUGUGGGGUGGGGGGAGGCUCUGCCCCGGCCCUCAGCCCUGCCCACUCUGUCCUCCUUGGCUGCUGUUGGCACCCUCAGCCCAGGAAGGGCGGCUGGCUGGUUGAUGUAGGUCCAGGCGGGAUCAGCGGAGGUGACGCUGAUCUUUUCUAGUCUGGAAACAGGCCCCUUCUGAGGCUUGGAGGGGGAGGUGGAUGGGUGCUUCCUCAGCAGCUGGGUGCCUGGGCAGACGUGCCCUGUGGUCUGAGCACACUUCCUCUUCUGAAAGUCAGGAAGGAGGGCUGGAGAGAUUGUCUCCUGAGUGCCACACGGAUGGAGAGCAGCAUGGGACAGCGUGGCCCCACAGCUACCGGUCCUCAGGGUCAGGGUCAGGGUCAGGGUUCCCAGUCAUAGGGUGCAAGGGCGGACUGUCACGUUGUACAGCAGGGAAGAGAGCAGUAUGGUGGUUGAGACAAUAAUUGAGUGGAUCUCUUGUAUCCAAAUAGUUAGAGCUUUAAUUUCUUUCAUGAUAAAAGAUCAUGGCAUAACUAGAAAACGGGAUAUAAGUCGGGGUUUUUUUUUUUGUUUUUUGUUUUUUGGUGUUUUGAGACAGGGUUUCUCUGUGUCGCUUUGGAGCCUGUCCUGGAACUCACUCUGUAGCCCAGACUGGCCUCCAGAGUGAGGGGAUUAGGGCAUGCACCACCAUGGCCCAGCAUUGUUUUUGUUUUUUAAAGACAGAGUCAGUAGCCCUGGCUGUCCUGAAAUCAGUGUAGACCAGGCUGGCCUUGAACUCAGAGCUCUGCCUGUCUUUCCUCCUGGGUCUGGAAUUAAAUUGUGCACCACCA
Peromyscus leucopus (white-footed mouse) is the source of this 4784-nucleotide messenger RNA. RefSeq names its product ARVCF delta catenin family member (gene Arvcf). Gene Ontology annotation, cellular component: nucleus; plasma membrane; adherens junction. The record is from RefSeq and is a predicted model, not a curated record. Gene Ontology annotation, biological process: cell-cell adhesion; cell-cell junction assembly. Gene Ontology annotation, molecular function: cadherin binding. NCBI's taxonomy places the organism in Eukaryota, Metazoa, Chordata, Mammalia, Rodentia, Cricetidae.